Messenger RNA from Ceutorhynchus assimilis (cabbage seed weevil), 4332 nucleotides. The record is from the annotation of a GenBank genome assembly. NCBI's taxonomy places the organism in Eukaryota, Metazoa, Arthropoda, Insecta, Coleoptera, Curculionidae.
AUGAAAUCCAAGGCAAGGCGUGAGAUGAAAAUUGAAAAGUUACAAGAUUUUUUAGAGGAAAAUUAUCCUAAGAUUUCUUCUUUGGAUAUAAUAAAAAUGAAAUCAAAUAAUACUAUCCUCAAAGACAUCUGUAUGCACUUAUUUAAAAAAAAUGAUAAAAAUAGUAGACAUUAUGUUAAAACAUAUUUUAAGAGAAAUAAAGAAAUGUCUGCAAUCCGUGGGAAUAGUAAAGAUGAUAAGUUUGAGCGUUUUAGAAGAGCAUUGAUUCAAUUAAACAUUAGGUCUUCAGAUUUGUUUUGUGUUUCGGCUUACACCUCUGAUAAUAUAAAGUCGAUUUACUCAAAAUUAUGUGGUGCAAUGAAACUUAAGAAUUCAUUAAAAAAUCGUAAAAAGCUUCAAACUUAUUGGAAGAGACACCACCAUAAUUUCAUGUUAUGUUCACCCCCCACUUCUGUCAAUUUAAAGGAAAAUAAAUCUGAUAAGAUUGAGAAUUUCACACCAGAUGAUAACGAAUCAGAUAAUAAUUCGUUUAAAACGAAUAAUUCUGAUAACGCAAAUAGUGUUCUAGGGAGCACUGAAAAAAAUAAUCAGCAAGAGAAUUUAUUUGCUCCCAUAAGCUCUGAAAAACAUGACAUACCGAAAGAAAUUCAAAUGUUGAAAUUUGAUGAUAAAACCGACAGCAAAACUCUUUUACCGAUCGGCACUACAAAUAUGCGUGAUGAAAAUCAUGAAAGACCAUCGUUUUCUAAAUGCAAUUAUUUUGAAGGAACUUUUCAAAUUUCUGUCGAAGAGUAUAAUUGUAUUACAGAUAAUAAUAGUUUGAUUCCACAAAAAUAUGCUUAUCUAAUUAAUGAAAAAUUUCAAAAAGUUAAUUCCACUUGCAAAUUAUAUUUUAAGGAAUCUUUUUACUCGGAGAGAAAAGAUACUUUGACCGUAUAUUGUUAUUGUAUUCAUAAGCAAUGUAAAAGUUUUAAAUUAUUAAUAUUAAACCCAAGAAAAGAGAUCCAUUACCUUAAAGUUGAAGUAUUGAGUAGCUCGCUAAAUUUUAAUCAUCUUUACAAUUUAACAUCGCAGCUGAGAGGUGUAGAACGACAAAUGGUAGGUAAUUCCUUGACUUUUAUGAAGCCAAUGCGUCGUCGUCAAAAAGAUACUUUAUCAUUAUCUUCAUCGUCGGUUGAGCUGGGAAAUCUCAAUGUAAAAUCAGACUGUGUGUACCGGUGUGUACGGUCUGAACAACUUGCGAAAAAUGACCGAGAUAAGGAUGAUAUCCUCGAUGUAAUAGAAAUGCAAAAGGAUCACCCUGACUAUAUUUAUUCUGUUGGAUCACCGUUUUUCGUUUAUAUAUUUAGCAAGGAACAAAAUUAUUUAAUUGCAAAGCUCGCUCAGCCAAUUAUUCACAUAGAUGCUACUGGCAGCAUUAUAAGAAAACCAUCCGAAAAGAGCAAAAAAGUUUAUUAUUACGCUGGCGUGAUAAAAAUUCCAGAAAAUAACAGAAUUUGUGCUGUUUUUGAGAUGGUGUCUUCAAAUCACGAUGCUUGCUGCAUUGCUUCAUGGCUAUUCAAUUUUAAAAAUUAUUUUGUCCUAAACAAACAUCAUUGGCCACCGUUUACAAAAGCAGUUGUUGAUUUUAGCUUUGCUUUCAUCAACGCAAUACUGAACGCUUGGAAUAACAUGGAUUUGGUGAUGUAUUUAAAAAUUACAUUUGAUAUGGUGCGAUAUAAAACAAAAAUACCAGAAAACAUCAUCCAAAUCCAUCUUUGUUGCUUUCACGUAUUUAAACUAUUUUCGAUGUUAAUUUCUGAACAUUACCCAGAACAAUGCAGAAAAAUGAUGAAGGAAAUCGUUGCGGUUGCCUUUAAUUUAAAUUGGAACAAUUUUUGUAAAUGGUUUAGAAAUUUUUAUAUCAUUACUAUGUCAGAGGUUCAUAGCCAGGAUAUUGAAGAUGCCAUUGAAAAAAUUGCGGGAUUGUCCCUAUAUCCUGAUACCCUUUUAGAAAAAAACGAACUAACGAGCCAGCCCGAACAAACUCAUCAGACUAACAAAGACACACAAUAUGAAAAAAGUGCAUUCAGUCAAUACUUCACAACAUUUGUAACCACGAUUUCCUUAAAAAUUUGCGAUUCAGAUGUCACACAAAAAAAUAUUUACUAUAACAAACAGUUUUAUGAAAUAUUUUUUAAAAGAUAUAUUCCAUAUUUACCUUUAUGGAGUGGAAUUUUAUCUGAUGGAUUGCGGCUCAGUAAUGCACCAGCUGAAAGAUGGUUUGGAUUAAUAAAAAAUGAUGUUUUAGAUAAAAUUGUUAACCAAAAAUGCAGUAGGGUUUUAAGAAAAAUUCGAAAUUAUGUAACAUUCCUUGCCAAAGAAAAUAUUUUAAAUGUUAGAAAUCAGAGAUGCGCGAAGUCAGAUUUCUUAUUAGGUGAUCAAGGUCUUCAUUCGCAGGAGACCUGGAAUAAAAAAAUCAAAAUUGCAAAGCCCUCUAACUUUCAGGGAAAUGAAUUAAAAAAAAUAUUGGAAUUUAAAACCAUUCGUAAGGAAAACUCAGAUGUAGAAAACGUGAUAUGUGUUUAUUGUAGGCUAUAUAAUGACGAUAAUGCGUCUGGACCUAUAGACUGGUUGCAAUGCGAUAAAUGCAACAACUGGAUUCAUAAAUUGUGCGCUGAAAAAACUAACAUUUCUCUCAAUUCAGACACAUUUUUCUGUUUCAAAUGUAGCUCAUCUUACGAACCCCCUCCAAUGGACAAUAUGGACAUAAUUAGUUUGGGUAAUACUGAUAAUAAAAACAGUAACAUUGACACCUAUAUGGAAUUCUUCAAAAAAAAUUUUACUGAAAAUUUAGAUAAUUUAAUGUCAAUUGAAAUAAAAACCAGGGGUCAAAGAAACAAUAACGAAUGGCUAAGUGAACGGAAAAAAAGGGUAACAGCUUCCAAUUUUGGAGCUAUUUGUAAAGCCCGUACUGAGAAGUCCCUACUUUCUAUUUGCAAAAAUAUUAUAAAUUCCAAGUGUUUGGAUUUUGUACCAAGUAUUAAACAUGGCAUAGAAACGGAAAAAGUGGCAUUAAUAAAAUACGAACAAAUUACCGAUAUUGUUUGUCAGGCAUCCGGGCUCCAAAUUCAUCCGAAGUACCAAUUUCUAGCAGGAUCUCCUGAUGGUUUGGUAGGCACCGAUGGAAUUAUAGAAAUUAAAUGUCCGUUUCUAAUUAGAAAUGAAAGCCCAUACGAGGCAAUACAGCAAGGAAAACUGAGAUAUAUGGAUAAAAAUGGUUCUCUUAAAACAAAUAGUGAAUACUAUUAUCAGAUUCAAGGUCUUCUUGAAAUUACGAACAGAGAAUGGUGUGAUUUUUUCAUAUACACUAAUAGAGAAACACUAUUGCGCAGAAUUUACAGAAAUAAAGAAUUUUGGAUUGAUAUGUUCCACAAGCUUAAGGCUUUUUACUACUUUUACAUGAUCCCUUCGUUAGCAAAAUCAAUGGCAGUUGAAAGUCCUAUUAAAUGGAAUACCCAAAAAAAAAUUGAAUUUUUUGAUAACGGAUUAGUUAAUGACUUUAAUUAUUAUUUAGCUGAUAUAAAAAAGCCUAUUUAUAUAUGUUUUUACGCAGACGCUCCUUGUGAAAUAAGAGAACUAACGAAAGAAGACCUAAUUACGCUAACAGGAACGCAGUGGCUAAACAACUUCGUUGUUGAUAUUUGCCUAUAUAUAUUUAAUAAUGAAAAUAUAUUCAACGUUAUUACAUGUAAUUUAUCAAAAAUAAUUCUGUGCGAUGGAAUCGUCAAUGACUACAUACUACAGCAAAUUCAAAUUUUUGAAAAUGAUACCGUAAUUAUGCCAUUUUUGAUAAAUAACAAUCAUUAUUGCCUUGCAUUGUGUGAUUUCGAAAAAAAUGAACUUACUUAUAUGGAUCCAUUUGGAAAUGAAAAUAUGACAUCUCACCCAGCAAAGAUUUAUAAAAACUUUUUAAAUUUUUUGGAAAAAUAUAAAGUAGUUAAUAAAAGCUCACCUAUUUGCACCAAUAAUUGGAAACUUGUUUUCAAAGAGCACGCCAAUCAAAGAGACUCACAUAAUUGCGGCGUUUAUAUAAUAUAUUAUUUUUCACAACUAACGACCUACCAGCCAAUGAAUCAAGAAAUUAACGUGAAUCAUUUUCGAAGAAACUUAUUAUUCAAAUUAUUAGAAAGAUCGGACGAUGUUAAAAAUAGAUGCAUCUACUGUGGAAACAGAACAAUAGACAACGUUAUCCAAUGUCAUUUCUGCAAAAGGCAUUUUCACAAAAAACUUGGCUGUUUAAAUGUUGCAGAAUUUAAGCAAGGUAUUUGUGACUUGUGUUCAAAAUAUUAA